UCGGCCGUUGUUAGGCUUAGUGAACAUGUAACACGAGAUUUUCAGCCCCAUUGAUCAUUAAUUUAAGCUAUUGACAGAUUUAUAGCGUUGGAUUUCGACUUUCUUUGUAUCAAAUAAUUUAUAUUACAUGUAUACCUUUUUAAACUGCCAUUUGUCAUGUUAAAUGUAUGAUUUCAAAGUGCGAUAAAUGAUUAUAGAGACGACUUUCUCAAUAGAGGUAGACAGGCAACUUUUGUUUCACCAUAGUCUCAUACGGUAGAGAUGGCGAAUCGUGCUACAUCUCCGGACUCCGCAUCAAGUACUGCAGAGUUACCCAAUGUCCAUGGACUAAGUAAGGCAUCCCCACAUCCAGAAGAAUGGACACUUCCACACGAAUGGAAUAUAGAGAAGAGGGAAAUGUUUGAGAAUUGGAAGAUGGAUGUUCAGAAUCAGAUAUCGAAUAUUGCUGGAACGCUGAGCAACUCACUGCGGAAACAUCCACGGACUGACGUUGAAAGAUUAGACUAUAGUGAUGUCAUUGAAGAUAAUGUUCUCCAGAAAGCAGUUGUACAGAAGGAAAGGCAAGCAGGAAAUACGCUACACUACGGACUUGCAAGAGUUCCUGCUCCUAACAGAUAAUCGAGGAGAGGCACUCAAGUUUCAGUUUCUUUUUCGUUCUUAAAUAAACCUUGCACUAUACGAAGAUUGAGCUGGAUGCAAGUUGUUGUUGUGCGCGAACAUUGUAUUUGACAAUGAGCUUUUUUGCUAUCUAUAUCAACACCAGCUGGCCAUGAUUUAUACAUAUUAUAAACACAUUAUAUAUCAUAUUUAUAUUUUUGCGUGUGCUGCAAUAGGUAAUUUGGUUUUACUGUUAUUACAUUAGAAUUAAAUAUGCUUUGAAAUUUGACUGACACAAUUGAUGCUUCUAUUGAGGUACAAUGAGUUGAAGGUGACAAACAUAUUUAUACAAAGUGUGUAAUGAAAACUAUGAGUUUCAUUGGUUCUUUUAGCUCAACAAUAACUUCUUGUUAGCCGUUUGACCCGCAAGUUGGAGAUAUACGUUAUAUUAUAUAAAUAUGCAAAAGAGACCACAUAAAAUGGCUCAGUAUAACUAUUGAACACCUUAUGUAAUGUUUUGCUUUUCUCAAAAUGAAGUGAAUACUUGGAAAAUAUUAUAGUAUGAAGAUUUCUUUCCUGUACGUGAAAAUGUGGUAUAGACAAAUCUGAACUUUUCUACCUGCUGCCAUGAAAAAAGUGUCGUGCAGAGAAGAAUCAACACUUCCGUCUGUCAAUUUUAUUCUCGGAAAUUCCUAAAUGAAUAAAGAAAGUCUGAAAAAUAUAGAUAUUAACAAAUUAUACACACUGAAAACAUGCGCUAUACCGUAAAGUUGUAAGGUUAUGUUUUGGUUUGAUUCCUGGAUUAGCUUAUGGAUAUAUAUUAUAUUGAAACUUAUUUGAGUCACGAGCAUUAUCUUUAUUGCCAUGUGUGUUUUGUGCAAUCCGUGUGUUGUUAUAUUUUCAUAAAUAUUUGUAAAUAUAACGAAGACGUUUGA
Messenger RNA from Mercenaria mercenaria, 1532 nucleotides. RefSeq lists its product as uncharacterized. Lineage: Eukaryota; Metazoa; Mollusca; Bivalvia; Venerida; Veneridae. Bases 262 to 618 code for a protein of 118 amino acids. The record is from RefSeq and is a predicted model, not a curated record. The transcript is spliced from 4 exons.